UAAGAUUCUUAGAUAUUUCUAAGCCAUCAAAAAUGCAUGAGUAAUCUUAAGGAAUAAAAGACUUCGGAAUUCUUUCUUAAAAGUUUGUUUUAACUAACCGGAUUGAUUUUUUUUGUGAACUAUUAGCGCGGUUUAUGACUGUCUAGGCGUCGUUCUGGAUGGUUUUAGGGGACUCUGAUUGAACUUAUGGACGUAUCCAGUAGAGAUACGAGCGAUUAUUAUGAUGAGUAUUCCGAUGGACCUAUAUCAGUUCCCCAACCAAGAUAUGAUCCUUAUUUCACACGGAAUGUAAGGAUCAUUGACGACCUUCUAGUCGAUGAAAAACGUUAUCACACAACACCGGGAUUUUGUGUUUCUCAACCCCUGCGAGAAAGACAUGGAUGAGGCGCUCUCUUCUCAACUGGCUAAGAGAUAUCUGUAUACAUCGUGGAACAGAUGGUGAGGUUCUAGCACAUGCAACGCAACUAAUUGACCGUUAUAUGCACAUAGUCCCUACUGAACAAGAUGAAUAUCAGCUAGUGGGAGCUACUUGCUUUUUUAUUUCCAGUAAACUGAAGGAAACCAUACCUAUUAGUUUGAGGAAGGUAACUGAGUACACAGCAAACUCACUAACGGAACAAGAUGUAUUGGCUAAGGAAUUGACUAUUUGUAUAUCUCUCAUGUGGGACCUAAAUUGUAUUACUCCAGUAGACUUCAUCGCCCCUGUCGUCGAAUACCUUGAUUUCGCACCAAGUUUGCGUCAGAUAAUCCGCCAAGCUGCUCUUUGUAUCUACGUUAAAGCUUUUCAUGUCGAAGAAAUUGGUUUUUACUUGCCCAGUUGCAUGGCAGCUGCAUGCAUUCUCUAUGCGCUUAAUUUAACGGUACAUCGUGAUUUGAGUGAUGCUGCUGUCCGAUCAGUAACUCGCAUUCAAAAAGUUUUGAGACUUGAAGCGAGAAAAAUACGUGAAGCAUAUCAAGUCCUUCAAGCUUGCUUUGAACCUGGAACAGUGCAACUAUCUAAAGCUGUAUUAGAUGGUGAUGUCGAACCUUCGGAUAGCCCUGUUCGAGAGGCGUCAGACCAUUUAGCUAAUCAAUCGCUUCCUUCUGCCACGACAUCAGUUAGUGCAACUGUACUACAACCUGUGACAAAUGUGGUAUAUACUCAUUCACAUCUUGAUGUUUCGAAUCAGUCUUCCACCGACAUCCCUUCGUUAUCUAAUUCUAUGGUUUGUGCAAAUAACGGUGUCAGUUUCGAUCGUAGCUGCAAACAUACCGCUUCUGCUUCUCUUUCAGCAUGCUCUACAUCUUCCCCUCCAUCAGAAGCUGAGACUUUGGGGUUAAAUGAGCUGGAAAGCGAGAACUCUCGGUGUGCAUACAGCAAUCGAUCCCGGUUAUCCAUGCCCUUGAUACACUAUUCUCAAAAACCUCAGUUUUUUCAUCAAACCGAUGAGAAUGCUACUGUGAACUUGAGUGAACGUAAACUUGUCCCAAUAGCUUCGAAGAAUUCAGUGUCAAAUCGGACAAGUAAAUAUAAAUAAGGAUUAUUCAAUGUAAAAUUUUAUUCUACUUAAGAAAAAAUAUUCAGUCAGCUGUAUUUAUUAUUUUUUUUAUUUUUUUCUUUGUAAUUUAUUUCUGCCAAAUCAUUGCUUGCUACUUUUAAAUCCAUCUAAGACCAAUUUUUCCACUAAUCAUUUUUCAAUUAAUUUUAAUUACUCUGACACGGUGUGUCCGCUAUAAAGUUUUUACCAACAAACAGCUUUUCUUUUCAUUUUAUUUGAAUCAUGCUUAUUUUCAGUAGCUAUUUCAUGAUAACCAUUGUACAAUUUCGGUCCUCGUAGUAUCCUCAACAGCCUCCUUUUACCUAAUAACAUGAUUAAUAAUAAUGGUAAUAACAAAUUGUGAUAAAGAAAGGAAGACGAAAUUUGCGAUAUAAAAUGAUAUCAUUCUAUUUCACACGUUCUCAUCAGCUGCAGACUACCUGAAAUUACAAUGGUUAUAUAUAUGAUAAUAAUACUUUAAUGUUAUUAAUUGUACUUUUAUUACUAUACUUUAAUUGCAAUGCUUUCAUUUUGGAUGAGUCAAUUUUAUAAUGUCUCUUCUUUACUACCACUCAAAUAUUAAUUUGAGUGGUAUGUUAUCAUCUAUAUAACCAUUGUAAUUUCAGGUGGUCUGCAGCUGAUGAGAAUCUGUGGAAUAGAAUGAUAUCAUUUUAUACUGCAAACUUCGUCUUCCUUUCUUUAUCGAAAUAUAUCAAGGUAACCAAAUGUAUGAAACAGCAAAUUGCUUUAUUCUUAAAAACAUGUUUAUGCACAGUACAGUGUUUAUAUCCACCACUACAAAAUGUGUAGCGUUUCAUUUGGUGGAAUAUUUUUCUGAAAAAUACUCCAACCACCGGCUGGUUUAAUCCAUAAACGAUAUACGAAAAUCCAUUCAAAAAUACAUGUGAUUUUAUAUUGUACUCGAAAAGGUGCGGUUAGAUUGUUCAAAUCGUUCAUUUUCUGCCCGAGCUUGGAGCACUUUACUUCUCAACGCGUGACUUAUCAUACUGAUUUUGUGAUUCCUGACCAUUUAAUUGAUUUCGGAGCUCUCGCUUUUAUUUUCUGACUAUAUAUGUGUAUGUUUAAAGGAAUAUAAAGUCAACCUAUUCACCAUGGUUAUUCCUGUGGCAGUCAGGAGCAGCUUCAAGUAUUAGCUGAUAACUCAACUGAUAGCUGACUACGUGCCAUUGUAACUUGCAGAUGCCUACGGAAGUCGCCUAAUUUAAACUGGAGUUAAAGUCAACAAUUCCGUCAUUGUUGUUACAGCUACGUCGGUGGCACAGUGGCUAAGACUCGCAA
Trichobilharzia regenti is the source of this 2816-nucleotide messenger RNA. The record is from the annotation of a GenBank genome assembly. NCBI's taxonomy places the organism in Eukaryota, Metazoa, Platyhelminthes, Trematoda, Strigeidida, Schistosomatidae.